GAGCAUGAAUAGUCAUAGAGGCGAGAUCCAUAGGCAGUACCGACCAUAGAAGUCCAUCACCGCUAUCAAAGUUACAAGGAUUGGAAGACACUUGCAGGCGGCAACACUCCAGUGAGAAAAUGGUACAGGAUUUUGAUGAUGUUCUACCGCGGAUCGGCAGCUGGGGACGCUACCAAAAGUUGUUAUUCUGGCUAGUGUGUAUCCCUGCAUGCAUUCCGUGUGCAUUCCAGGGAUAUGUCACCAUUGUCCUCCUUGCCGUGCCUGACCACUGGUGUCACGUGGAAGAACUGAAGGAAUACGCUGAUGAUGACAAAAAGAACUUGAGCAUACCCAUUGAGUACAAGCAAGGGGUGGAAGUUAUGCUCAGGACAGACUCGGACGAAAACUUUCAUUCUUCAUAUGCCUCACGCUGCAGCUUGUUGCUGCGGUUGCCUCAGCUUUCGCACCGGAACCAAUCAGCUUUACUUUCUUCCGCUUCCUGGUCGGCCUCACGAUCCCUUGCAAUAUUCACUAUUCCAUUCGUGUGAUAGGGGAUCGAGUUGGUUGGGCCAGAGAAGCGAAGCUUCACCACACUGAUGCAGUGCAUGGCGUAUUCAGUCGGCUUGUGUCUACUACCCGGAGUUGCAUACCUAGUGCGUGAAUGGAGACAUCUCGCUCUCGCUACUUCCCUGCCGUUUGCAAUUUUUUAUGUGUACUGGUUCUUUAUGCCAGAGUCGGCCCGGUGGUUGAUGGCAAAUGAUAAAGUAGCUGAGGCCGAGAGAUUAGUGCAAACAAUUGCCAAAGUUAAUGGUAAAGAAAUACCGGUAAACAUACUUUCAGAGAACUUAAAACCUAAAGAAGACACAACAGGCAUAGAUUAUGGAAAUGAGGAAGCGCCACAAACGACCAGAAAAUACAACUUCAGGGACUUGUUCAAGACUAAGAAUCUACGGAACAAGACCUUUCUAAUUACGUUCAUUUGGUUCGCAAACGCUACAGUGUACGUGGGUCUAAACCUGUACAUUCCAAUGCUGGGAAGCUCGGAUUAUCUGAACAUGCUUCUGUCAGCCCUGGCAGAGAUGCUAGGAUACCCGUUUCUGUGGCUCGUCCUAGAUCGCUGGGGACGUCGCGGCCCGCUCUGCCUGGCCAUGGUCGUUUCUGGCGUGGCCUGUAUCACGACAGUGCUGGUGCCGCUGGACGAUAACCAUCUAUGGAUAACUAUAAUGUUGACAGUCAUCGGAAAGUUCGGCAUAUCUGCGUCGUUUGUUGACAUAUACCUAAUUGCUGGCGAAGUGUACCCGACAGUGGUGCGUGGCCUGGGCACCGGUUUCAGUCAAGUCGUUGCAGCGCUGGGCACGAUAGCAGUGCCUUAUGUCGUCUACAUAGGUAAAGACUAUCAGACUUUGCCCGCGUUCAUUAUGGGGGCUCUUGCGCUCACGGCUGGUGUGCUCGGGCUAGGACUGCCUGAGACCUUGAACAUGCCACUUCCAGCAACAAUCGCAGAGGCUGAAAAUCGUAAGGCCGAAUUUCCCUUUGUGGGUUGUCUGUCGAAGACUGUCCACAUCAGCAGAGCUGGAAGUUCGCCCCCGAUACAAGAAAAUUACGACAUCAUGGGAAGUUUCAAUGUCCUUACGAGCAGCGCGAGAACUGAUUUAACUGUUUUGUGA
Messenger RNA from Priapulus caudatus, 1646 nucleotides. RefSeq names its product organic cation transporter 1-like. Gene Ontology annotation, cellular component: membrane. The record is from RefSeq and is a predicted model, not a curated record. Gene Ontology annotation, molecular function: transmembrane transporter activity. Lineage: Eukaryota; Metazoa; Priapulida; Priapulimorpha; Priapulimorphida; Priapulidae. Gene Ontology annotation, biological process: transmembrane transport. The transcript is spliced from 3 exons.